UUCUCAAGUCUUCAGAAACUCUGGUAGCAUCUGUUUUUCAACCAGGAAGUCAGUCUCUGUAACAUCUUUAGAAAACCUUUGUGACUUCCUGGAAACGAAGAAGAAGAAGAAGAAGAAGAAGAAGAAGAAGAAGAAGAAGAAGAAGAAGAAGAAGAAGAGAGCGUUUUAGGGAAGUGUGAGCAAAAUUGUCUGUGACAUCAUUUGGCUGAAGAGUGUGACUGCGGUUGGUUAGUUUCUGGGUGACAGAGGAAGCUGCUCACCGGAUGAUAAGGAGAUAUUGCAAUACAGACACACACAUGCUGUUUUGUAAGGCUACACCCAAUCCGUGGAUAUAACCAUGCUUUUGUGGCUUAAGCUCUUGGCCUUUGGCUUGGCCCUUGUGGACGUGGGUGUUUUUGGACAAGAUCAAAGAAAACCUCCUCGUGAUCAUGGAGAAACAAGUCACUCUCCAACUGACCCUUCCUUCAUACCUCCACGCACCAUGCUAUCCUCACCUGCAAACACCCUGAAUGGAAACCCUGGCUCAAAAACAAAAGACACAAUGGUCCCUACUUACCAGACCUCUAAUUCUACUGAAAUAUCUGUUAGGAAACUGAACGCUACUUCUCCUCCUGCCACAACUGUUUCCAUCGCCAUCACAGAGCCUCUUCCAGCAAGCAACUCAUCUCUCACCACCACGCACAUGGAUUCAAACUCUUCCAGCAUUCAUCCAUUCACCAGCACUCCACUCUCUCCCUCCACCGACAUGCAUGCACCAUCAGAUUAUCCGAAUAAUUCUUCCAUGCAUGACAACACCUCAGCAUCUACUGCCACUCCAGCAAACAUCUCUCAAGUUUCUGCAAGCACCACCUCUGGUACAAUAGUACCUCCUUCUAGCAGUAGCUGCAGUAUUAUGGUGGAAAAAUAUGUGGAUGCUGGCAGCAAUGUUAGUGCAAAACUUAAUAUUAAUGGAGCAUCAAAUACAGACAAUGUUACCUGCUACUCAGAUGCAAUGGAGGAUCUCAAAUGUAUUUGGAAUAAAAGCACAAACGAAUUUACUGGACUUCAGGAAUGUGAAAGAUACACAAUUAAAGCUAGCUGCAGUAAACCAGAGUCAAUUCAUGUCCCACCUGUUAAAUGGAGUUUGACCAAAAAGGAUGAAAUGGAUACCAGUGUGACUUUAGUCUGGGAAAUAAAUCCUAAAUGCAAUUUAAAUUUUUCCUAUUGUUGUCAACUUGAUGAUGGUAAAACUUAUUGUAAAGAAUACUCUGGACGAAAUGCAACAAUUUUUAAUUUAGAUCCUAAUACGAAGUACAUUUGUACAUCACAAAUAUAUUUCAAUAGUACAGUCUUGGAUAACACAAAGACAGACAUCGAAGUACAAACAGAUUUUGGACAGCCAGAUAAGCCUAAAAUCAUUAGUAUAAACGAAACUGCACAUAAUAUAUUAAUUUAUUGGGAGAAGCUAACAAAUGAAAGCAAUAAACCAGUUGAUGGUUACAUGGUCCAAAAAUGUCAUGCGGAUUCUCUUUCCUGUGAGCCUGCUGUUGAAUUAAAAGCUUCAGAAACCUAUUGUAACUUGACUGGCCUGAAACCCUUCACAAAUUACAACGUCCAAAUAUGGGCAUACAAAAAUUCAAGGAACAAAAACCCAAGAUUCGAGGGGGAAAAAUCUACUAAAACGAUUAAGACUUCUUCAUCAAAACCGUCAUGUGUGAAUAAUCUUAAAGUCAUCUUGGUAGAAGACAAUGCUGUAAAAAUAACCUGCUCAGAUCCAGUGGACUUAAAUGGUCCUAAGAAAAAGUUUAACUUGUCCUGGGGGAAUAGCCAUGAAAUUAGCGACUCAUGUGAAUUUCUUAUAAAAAAUCUUAAUCAUUUGACAUCAUAUACUUUCACAGUUACCUUUUCCAAUGGAGAUUAUUCUUCUGAUGCUUCAUCGGAAACAGUGAACACCAAGUAUAAUGCUAAAGCCCUGAUUGGAUUUUUGGCAUUCCUCAUUAUUGUGACAUCUUUGGCUUUACUCAUUGUUCUGUACAGGAUCUACACCCUUAACAGACAAAAAUCCAGAAAUUCAGAUGAAGCAGUGGUGCUUGUUCCCAGAGAUGAUGAAAGGCAGCUGAUGAGCAUAGAACCAAUUCCUGCAGAAUUGUUGUGGGAAACAUAUAAGAGAAAUAUAGCAGAUGAAGGAAGACUUUUCCUGGAAGAAUUUCAGAGUAUUCCCAGAGUCUUCAGCAAAUUUACAAUAAAAGAUGCACGUAAAUCUUACAACCAGAACAAAAAUCGUUACGUUGAUAUCCUCCCUUAUGACUACAACCGUGUGGAGCUUUCAGCAAUACCCAGUGACCCAGGAUCUGACUACAUAAAUGCAAGCCAUAUUGAUGGUUUCAAAGAACCAAGGAAGUACAUUGCUGCACAAGGACCCAAGGAUGAGACAACAGAUGAUUUCUGGAGAAUGAUUUGGGAGCAAAAGGCAACCAUUGUUGUUAUGGUGACUCGCUGCGAGGAAGGAAACAGGAUCAAGUGUGCCAAAUACUGGCCAUCCAUGGAGGAGGAGAGUGCAACUUAUGGAGAUAUCCUUGUGAAGAUAAAUGAUUGCAAAAUAUGUCCCGAUUACAACAUUCAGAAGCUCCAUAUCACAAAUAGAAGAGAAAAGACAACUGGAAGAGAUGUGACCCACAUUCAGUUCACAAGUUGGCCAGACCAUGGAGUGCCUGAUGAGGCCCAUCUCCUUCUCAAGCUACGCCGCAGAGUUAACGCAUUAAGCAACUUUUUCAGUGGCCCAAUCGUGGUUCAUUGCAGUGCUGGUGUUGGGCGCACAGGAACCUACAUUGGAAUUGAUGCAAUGCUGGAGGGUCUGGAAUCUGAAGGAAGAGUAGAUGUUUAUGGCUACGUUGUAAAGCUACGGCGUCAGCGAUGCCUCAUGGUUCAAGUAGAGGCCCAGUACAUCUUGAUCCAUCAAGCAUUGGUUGAAUACGUCCAAUAUGGUGAAACAGAGGUCAGUAUCGCAGAACUGCACAACUACCUUAAUCAGCUGAAGAAAGCAGAUCUCCCAAGUGAUCCAUCUCUACUGGAAGCUGAAUUCCAGAGGCUGCCUUCAUACAAAAACUGGCAGAGCCAGAGAACUGGCAAGAAAGAUGAAAACAAAAGUAAAAAUCGAAGUUCAACAGUUAUUCCAUAUGAUUACAACAGAGUGCUAUUCAAACAGGAAGAGGAGGGAAGCAGAGAAAGUGAACAUGAAGGCAGUGAAUCCUCUGAUGAUGAAAGUGACUGUGAUGAGGAACCCAACAAAUAUAUCAAUGCUUCUUUCAUAAGCGGCUACUGGCUUCAAAAUGGAAUGAUAGCAACACAAGGGCCACUCCCAGAAACCAUUGGUGACUUCUGGAAUAUGGUUUAUCAAAGAAAAGUGAAAGUGAUUGUCAUGUUAACAGAGCUGAGAGACAAUACUCAAGAACUCUGUGAACAGUACUGGGGAAAUGGACAAGUAACAUAUGGCAGCAUCACAGUAGAUCUGAAAGAUGUUGAUUCUUAUUCCAGUUACACCAUGCGUACCUUUGAUGUAACUCAUGUGAAGAGAAAAGAACCACGAAAGGUAUAUCAGUAUCAAUAUCAUAAGUGGAAGGCCUCUGAUCUCCCUGAAAGCCCCAAAGAUCUGGUCACCAUAAUCCAGAAUCUCAAGCAAAAGCUACCAGCACCAGAUAAAAUAUCUGAAGCACAUGCACAUAGCAAGAAUGCUCAAGUUGUUAUCCAUUGCCGUGAUGGUUCCCAGCAAACAGGAGUAUUUUGUGCCUUGAUGAACCUCUUGGAAAGUGCUGAGACUGAAGGUGCAAUAGAUGUUUUCCAAGUUGUGAAAGCUCUUCGUAAAGCAAGGCCAGGAAUGAUACCUUCCUUUGAAGAUUACCAGUUUCUCUAUGAUACUAUUGCUAGCAUCUAUCCAGCCCAGAAUGGACAAGCACAAAAGGCCCAGUGCCAGGAACACAAGAUUGAUAUUCACAACACGGUGAAGAAAGAAGAUGAGGCUAAUUCUGUUGCAAUUGACGUCUGCCCCUCAGUUCAAGAAAGUGGGGAUGGUUUGGAAAUGGAGGAAGCUUCCAAAGCCAAGAAUGGCUCUAGGGAAGCAGAAAGUUCUUUGAAUGGACCCAUGACUCAGGCUUUAACUGAACUAGCUUAGAAUCCAUUGGAACCCUGUCAGCUAAAGAUAUCUGUACACUGUGAAUUUUAUGUGGCAGUUCAUGUGUAGGUUUGCCAUUUUAAUUGUUCAGUAUAAUUUGUAAUUUUCUAAUAUUUUUAAAUGUAUAGAGCUGGGGUUUUUCUUUUAAAAGGGGCUUUUUUGUUAUGUUUCAUAUUUUCAACAAGGAAGGAAACAACUAAUCAGUUGAUUAGAUGCAUACCAUUGGUUAUAUACAAUCAUAAGCAUGAAUUUUCAAAUAGGUAUCCAAAACACAACACAAAUAUAGGGAAUCCCAAUGUUACAAACAAGACAGGUUCUGUAGGUUUGUUCUUACACACACACACACACACACACACACACACACACACACUUUGGACAGCAUAGAGAAGUGUUAACACCCCCGCUCUAUGCCCCUGUUCAGAUUUCACCUCACUUUCUUUCCCUGUCAUAACUGGAUUUUGAAAAAAAUGGUUUGUUAUGGAAUCAAAGAUUGGUGAGAAAGCUUCAAUUGAGACACCUUUUCCCCCAUGAUAACUCUUUCAGGAAUUAAUUUUUCUCAUUCCCAUUUCCAUUUUUCUCACCCCAUUCCAUUUUUCCACCCGGGGAGAGUGCGGAUGAGCUCCCUCUACCAGCUCCAGCUCCAUGCGGGGAAAUGAGAGAAGCCUCCCACAAGGAUGGUAAAAACAUCAAAACACCCGGGUGUCCCCUGGGCAAUGUCCUUGCAGACAGCCAAUUCUCUUACUCCAGAAGCGACUCAAGUUGCUCCUGACAUGAAAAAACCUCGUUCUUAACUACGAGUCAUUUGUAUGGACCUUAUCAUAAAGGCUCAUGAAUUCACCCCUCAUCAGGGCAAAUCCAUGGGCUCCUGACAUGGGGCAUGGAGAAGCCACUGCUCCACACCCUGCAUUGGCCACCUUACCUUCUCCCUCAACCCAUGGGAGAAAGUGUCACUGUUCGGCUUUCCCCCGUUGAAGAAAAGGCAACACGAGAAGGCUCCUGUGUUGCUGAGGUGGUGAGCACCGCUUCACCUCGCUUUUCGGCAUGAAGCCUGGCUGGAAAUUGCUUUACGACAUGUGAAGGUCUCCAUGCCAUAAAGGGAGGUGAAAUAGCAUACAACAGGCAAAUCGGCCCAUCUGAUGAGAUUGUAAAUUGCAUGUUUGUAACACAGAGACUGCCUAUAGUAACCAAGCAAUGAUAGGAAAGGAAUAUUUUUCUACAAUGACAAUUCAACAGUCUACAUGUCUAAAUUUAAUUGUAAAAUUGGGUUCUGGUAGGUCUGGUAAUCAAAAGGAGAGAGGAAAUCAACAACUGCUUUGGCCAUGUUAAAGCCCAGAUUCUUUGGAUCACAAUCACAGUGAUAAAAAAUGUUAAUUUAAUGCUGUUGGUCUAAUGGGAGAUAAUGAGCUGAUCCAUUAGCUUCCAUGAGAACACAAAUGGGAAGCUUGCAAAGAACAUCAUGUCCACCGAUGACAGGACAUUCCUUGAUGAUGAUUAUCAGCCUAUGAUCCGGCAGGACCUUGGAAGUUUGAAAACAUGGCGGAUCAUAACAAAUUUUACCGCCAUGAGAAAACUUUCUUUAAAUGAUGGCAGAUACAGACAACGUGUGAACUGGAACAGCACCAACCAUGGUACUGAAAUUGAGUAAUACACAUUUGCAAAUACAGUAGAGUCUCACUUAUCCAAGCUAAAUGGGCCGGCAGAAUGUUGGAUAAGCAAAUAUCUUGGAUAAUAAGGAGGGAUUAAGGAAAAGCCUAUUAAACAUCAAAUUAGGGUAUGAUUUUACAAAUUAAGCACCAAAACAUCAUGUUAUGCAACAAAUUUGACAGAAAAAGUAGUUCAAUACGCAGUAAUGUUAUGUUGUAAUCACUGUAUUUACGAAUUUAGCACCAAAAUAUCACGAUAUAUUGAAAACAUUGACUACCAAAAUGGCUUGGAUAAUCCAGAGACUUGGAUAAACGAGGCUUGGAUAAGUGAGACUCUACUGUACCAAGAUCCUGAUAAAAAAAAUUUACAGUGUGUAAGUCAAAAACUGACCUCUGGGUGUCACUAUCUUCACAGAAAUUUCAUUUGUCUGUUCUCUUGAGUCUCUAGUAAAUUUGAUAAGUUAUGAAGAGGGAAUGUUUUGAAAACUGCAGAAGAAACAUUAUCCAGCUAACAUGUUAACAUUCGCACAGUUGGGUUUUCCUGUUUUCUCUGGCUUGAAUAGAACUUUCCAUAGAAAAUGUUUUCCUCUCUUCUUCUGUUCUUGUAUAUGCUCCUCAAUGUGAACUGUUGCAUGUUGCAGGCAUUCUCUAUGAAGUUUUCUAUAUUAUAUUUCUGACCAUUGCCAUUUUGAAAUAAAAAUAAUGUGUGAGCUAAGAAAAAAGCAACAAAAAAUAUUUUGAGGCAAGUAUAUUUAUACUUUGAUGAUGAUGAUGGAUUGCUUGUAGCACCAUCACUGUACAUAAAACAUUACAAGUGUAUAAACAAGAUUGCUCUUGGGCCUACAAUCGAAUUCAGACAUGACACAAAAGGGGAAUGGAAUGGAGGUUGGUUGAGAGGGGGAUUGAGUUCAGCAGAUACUACUGUUCUCUUUUGCCAGGGCAGUGGCAGUUCGGAUGGUGGAAUGGACUUUCUCUUAUUCUGGGCCCAGGGAUGAUGAGGUUGUGUCUGUCUGUUCUUCCCAUCCUGCGAGGUUGGAGCAAUACCAAUCAGGAUGGUAAAAGGGAUUUUCCUCUGCUUCCUGGGCCUAGAUAUGAUGGAGCUAUACCCGCCUUUUCUUCUUUCCCUCUGGGCAGUGGCAGUUGC
Molecule: messenger RNA, 6934 nt
Organism: Anolis carolinensis (green anole)
Lineage: Eukaryota; Metazoa; Chordata; Lepidosauria; Squamata; Anolidae
Gene: ptprc
Product: protein tyrosine phosphatase receptor type C
Exons: 32
Coding region: 338-4147 (1269 amino acids)
Biological process (GO): negative regulation of protein kinase activity; positive regulation of peptidyl-tyrosine phosphorylation; protein dephosphorylation
Molecular function (GO): protein binding; protein tyrosine phosphatase activity
Source: RefSeq, a predicted model, not a curated record